Molecule: messenger RNA, 1354 nt
Organism: Ananas comosus (pineapple)
Lineage: Eukaryota; Viridiplantae; Streptophyta; Magnoliopsida; Poales; Bromeliaceae
Product: ribulose-phosphate 3-epimerase, chloroplastic
Exons: 10
Coding region: 206-1048 (280 amino acids)
Biological process (GO): carbohydrate metabolic process; pentose-phosphate shunt; pentose-phosphate shunt, non-oxidative branch
Cellular component (GO): cytosol
Molecular function (GO): D-ribulose-phosphate 3-epimerase activity; metal ion binding
Source: RefSeq, a predicted model, not a curated record
UUCGGGGAAUUUUCGGCUCAUCCAACUCCCCUCGUCUCAGUUCCUUCCUCAACCACUACUCUCUCUCUCUCUCUCUCUCUCUCUCUCUCUCUUUACCAACCAAAAAGACUCCAUCCCAACUCCCGCGUUUGGGCCAUCUCUCCUCUUUCCUUCUCCUCCUCCUCCUCCUCCUCCUCCUCCUCGAAAGUCGCGUAGAGUGAAAGAGAUGAUGGCCGGUGCGAGCGCGUCGUCGCUGUGCCCCACCUGCUUCGCCCCCCUUCCCCGCCCCCGCAGACCCCGCGGCCUCUCCCUCUCUCCCCCAACCCUUUUCAGGAGGAAAUUCCAAGCCACAGUAAAGGCAUCCGCACGUGUUGAUAAGUUCUCAAAGAGUGACAUUAUUGUUUCUCCUUCUAUUCUCUCUGCGAAUUUUGCUAAGCUCGGGGAGCAGGUAAAAGCGGUCGAAGUAGCAGGAUGUGAUUGGAUUCAUGUUGACGUCAUGGAUGGACGUUUUGUCCCAAAUAUUACCAUUGGGCCUCUUGUGGUUAAUGCCCUACGCCCAGUGACUGAUCUACCAUUGGAUGUGCAUUUGAUGAUUGUGGAACCUGAGCAGCGAGUUCCAGAUUUUAUCAAGGCUGGAGCUGACAUUGUUAGCGUUCAUUGUGAACAAUCAUCGACUAUCCAUCUGCAUCGGACACUCAAUCAAAUCAAAGAUCUGGGAGCAAAGGCUGGAGUUGUUUUAAAUCCUGCAACACCACUAAGUACCAUAGAAUAUGUGCUUGAUGUGGUGGACUUGGUUUUGAUCAUGUCUGUAAACCCUGGUUUUGGUGGACAAAGCUUUAUUGAGAGUCAGGUCAAGAAAACUGCAGAAUUGAGAAGGUUAUGUGCCGAGAAGGGAGUUAACCCAUGGAUUGAGAUAGAUGGUGGUGUAGGCCCUUCAAAUGCAUAUAAGGUAAUUGAAGCUGGGGCAAAUGCUAUAGUUGCUGGGUCUGCCGUCUUUGGAGCUAAAGACUAUGCAGAAGCAAUAAAAGGAAUCAAAACUAGCAAAAGACCUGUGGCGGUUCCAGUGUAAGAGAGCUCUCUCAAAAAGUUUCCGGGGAAUGUUAUUACUUCUUAAUUAUCUCAACCAAUGUAACAUCAAUUGGAGUUGCGAAGGGAACCAUCGAACAAAACCCAACUUUUGUCUCAAUUGUGUUUAAGAUGUGAGAAUGGUAUUUAUUUGUUCAACAGUAUCAUAUAUAGGAGUUUCUAUACAAAUAAAGCUCUCUUAAUGGGGCCAUCAUUCUGCUUCUCUACCUCCAUAAUAUCUCAUUAUUGUACCCUUGUCUAGAUCAUUUUGAAAAAAAAUGUACAAAUUAAAGUCAUCUUCUGUUCGCAC